Messenger RNA from Onychostoma macrolepis, 2532 nucleotides. It is a transcript of the gene ly6pge, whose product is annotated as lymphocyte antigen 6 family member pge. NCBI's taxonomy places the organism in Eukaryota, Metazoa, Chordata, Actinopteri, Cypriniformes, Cyprinidae. The transcript is spliced from 3 exons. The coding region runs from base 1315 to 1689 and encodes 124 amino acids. The record is from RefSeq and is a predicted model, not a curated record.
UUAAGAAAGCAAUAAUGUUGUUAAUGAACAAACAAUGAAUCUUGCUGACAUGAUCCUACGUAUGUGCAUAAAAAGAUGCUUUAGUUAGCUGACAGAUGGGUCUUAAAAUCACGCCAGACAGACUAUAUUAGUGCCAAUUUACAUGCUGGCACAGAACCAAACUGUCUGAGUGAGUAAAGAAAAAAAAUUAGUCGAAGUAGAAUUUAAGAAAAAUAGGAUGAAAAAAGAAUCAGAAAUGUUAGAAUGAAAGAAAAAUAAAUAGAAAUAGAAAGUAAGGGAUGAUUGAUAGGUAAUGUCGCAAACCUAUUAACAUGAUUGUAUACAUUAUAAAUAUAUGUAUAUACAUUAUAAAUAUACUAUACAAUUCAUUAUAAAUCAAAUUAUAUAUUUUAUUAUAUCAUUUUAUUAAAUACUGUAUAUAUAAAUAAAAAAUAGGAAGUAGUUAGUUUUGGAAGUUCAUCUAUUUAAUUAAUUUGAUAUGAUUUAAAGGUUUGAUUUCUGGUUACCCUUACCAAAUGCACAUAUUCAAAUAAGGAAACAAAAUAAACAAAUAAAUGGUAAAAGUAGAAUUUAAGAAAAGAAUAGUGGAAGGAGGAAAAAUUAAAACAACAGAAAUGUUUUUGGAACAGAAAGAAACUGCUUAAUUUUAUAGGUGGUGUCGCAAACAUAUACUAAAAAUAUUAUUCAUAUAAUUUUACUGAAUACUAUAAUAUACAGUAUAUAAAAUAAAAUCAGUUUUACUAUAAUGUAUAAAAAUAGAAUUGCAUUAUAUAUAAUAAAACAGCUUCCAUUUUAUUAAUUUAUCACUGAAAAUGCAAACAAAUGAGAUUACAUUUAGGAAUAUAAUAAAUAAAAAAGUAGUAGUUAAUGUCUAUUUAUUAAUUUGGAGUAAAGGUUUGGUUUUGGUUCCCCUUAUUCAAAUAGCCUUUGCAUCAACUGUUUGAUUGGUUGUGUCCACUGUUCUGCUGUGUCACAAAGAGAAAUGAUGCGAGUUUGUUCACUGAUAAACUAAUACGGUAUAUGGAGGCAUUAGCUGAAUGAAAUCUGUAGGGAGCAUCAGACCCCUGGCCAGCAUGCAGCACUGUAUGGGUGGAGCACAGUAACCGAUCCCUUAUCUCUGAUUAGUGGAGAUGGUGAGGAUCCAUUCAGAUCUUAAGACCGAAGCACAGGCCUCAGUGGACAGGCUGGUAAUCUGUGCGUCCUCCCUGCCGUUGGGUAUUAGCUCUCCGAAAGCAGGGCUUAAGCUCAGGGGUUUUAAGAGCAAACAACCUGCUUUUCACUGUGCUAACCUGACAGCCAUAGACUACCGGCAACAUGAGAGCGCUCCAUUUCUUCAUGCUGCUGGGCCUGGGCCUCAUCCUCCUCGCUGCUCACAGUGAGGCACUGAAGUGUUACACCUGCAUGGGCUCCACAGAUGAAGACUGUAAUCGUCAGGGCUCCAAAACAUGUCCGAGCUACUCAGAUGCAUGUGCUGUUGUCCGUGGACAUGGCAGUGGCGUAAUGAAGUCGUGCUCGUACAAAUCCUUCUGCAGCCAGGCUAACAGCCAGGGCUACAGAGCUCCAGGGGUCAAAGUUCACUGCUGCUACUCCGAUGACUGCAAUGUGGCAGGACACGCCACCAGAAUCAGCACAGGCUUCAGCUUCCUCCUGGGCCUUCUGUUAUUCGUCUGGCAUCUGCUGUCAAACUAAUGCUACCCUAGACAAAUUGACCUGGCUAUUAAAGACCAUUACCAUUGUGGGACUUGAUGGAACUCUGUAUACUCUGUGAUUGUUAACAUACUGUUAAAAUCCCACACUGCAAAUGUCAGCAAAUGUACUGCCAUGGGAUUGUGCACGCAAUGCAUAUUAGGUUAAUAAAGCACACACACACAUACAGAGUUUCACAUACACAGAUUUUGUCAAAUUUCUACUCUGCAUAAAGCAAAUGUAUUUAUUAUUGCUCAGACUUUCUAGGAAUUCAAAAAAGCCAAAAGCCUUUUAUUCUGUAGGCCAAAUGAAUCUAAACGAACUCUUAUUAUAGGAAUGGUUCACUUAAAAAUGAAACCCCUGUCGUCAUUUACUCACCCUCAUGUCAUUCCAAAGCACAGAAAAAGUUAUAAAGCUUUUUUUGAACAUAGUUCCUUGGUCAACAUCAGUUUUCAUUGUACUGUAAGCAAAAUAACAGAACAUUUUAACUCCAAUUGUGUACCUAGAGUUAAGUAAAUGAGGACAGAAUUUUUAUUUUUUGGUGAGUUAUAUUUAAAAGCCAUUUUGUUCUAAUGAACAAAGAGUUUGGUAUAAUGAAGAAAGAGAUGUUUAAAGAUGAGCUUCAAAUAUGUUGUAAAUGAAUGUGUAGUUUAAUUUUCAUGUCUCUCUAUACAUGGAAAUGUACAUGAAGAUGACACUCUCUGGCUUGUUUGGCUUUUGUGCUUGAUUGUAAAUAAACACUGCUUUUUCCUUAUGGUUCAAUGGGUGUUUUCAUUCAUUCAGUCAAUCAUUCAUUUAUCUAUUUAUUUAGGAUGUAGUCAGGAAACAGUGAGCGUGACAAAUGGG